CUUCUCACGAAAAAUAAUAGUGACAAAAUGUUCUCUCUAAAAUUAUUUGUUCUGUGCGUUGGAUAUUUUGCGAUCGGAGCGGAAUGUGGAAAAGUGAGUUAUCUUGACAAGUGCUUAUGGACUGACAAGGCCUGUCUCCUCACCUCUGCUAAUAAAGUCGUACCACACUUUGUCGAGGGCAUAAAGGAACUCAACACACCGUCCGUAGAUCCAUUAUUCAUCAAGAAAGCAGUAGCUGAUUCAGGCACCCUUAAGUUGAAGUUCGAAGACUUAAAUGUGGUCGGCUUGAAAAAAGCUGUUUUAAAGAAAGUAGAAGCUAACAACGAUAAAACUGUGCUGACUGUAGUGAUUGAGACUCCAAUCGAAGUCAAGGGGGUUUACACUGCAGGAGGUUCUCUCCUUAGCGUGCCUGUCGAGGGACAUGGUCAGACGGAGAUGAAAACUGAAAAAGUGAAGCUCACAGUGAAAGCUAAUCUGCAGAAAUUCAAUAAGAAUGGCGCCGAAUACUACAAAAUUGCAACAUACGAUUUGAAAUUCAACUUUGUUGAGCAAUUAUUCAUUGAAUUCCACAAUCUGUUCAACGGAGAUAAUACCAAAGCUGAUCCUAUCCGUGCGAUCAUCCGUGAGAGUUGGAGGGAUCUGGUGCCCGAAAUUGGUAAACCCAUCAUCAAGGAGCUUGCGGACAUCGUAAUCGGUGCCAUUAACAAGUUCCUGGCAGGGCUACCCAUUGAUGAACUGGAAAUCAUUGCUUAAAGGCACUGGAAAAUCAUUCGUUUAAAAAUUAUGAACGUUGCUUCUUCACAGAUUAUAUUUAGUUGGAUAUAUUUUUUGUAAUAGUUUUAAUAUAAAUUGUUUUUUUUUUAUUAUGUUCAAGUUUUGUCAAAACAAUCAUUAGAAAUUAACUACUUUAAUGUUAUUGUUAAA
Messenger RNA from Manduca sexta (tobacco hornworm), 924 nucleotides. Its product is annotated as protein takeout-like. The record is from RefSeq and is a predicted model, not a curated record. The transcript is spliced from 5 exons. Bases 28 to 753 code for a protein of 241 amino acids. NCBI's taxonomy places the organism in Eukaryota, Metazoa, Arthropoda, Insecta, Lepidoptera, Sphingidae.